AUGCCUCGAUUUUCCCAUGUAGAAACGAUCCUAGGAUCAACAACUUAUGAAAAGAUUAGCAACUGUCGUGUCUUAAUGGUUGGCGCGGGUGGGAUAGGUUGUGAACUUUUAAAGAACCUGGUCAUGUCAGGUUUCAAACAAAUUGAGCUGGUCGACCUGGAUAUAAUAGAUCUAUCUAACUUAAAUAGGCAGUUCCUGUUUCAAAAACAACACAUAAAAAAAUCAAAGGCGCAGGUGGCCCGUGAAUCUGCCUUAAAAUUUAAUCCAAAUGUCAACAUCAUUGCACAUCGCGCAAAUAUUAAGGAUCUCCAAUUCAACGUGGAAUGGUUUAAAAGCUUCGAUAUUGUAAUGAACGCUCUGGAUAAUCUUGAUGCGAGGCGUCAUGUGAAUAUGAUGUGCUUGGCCGCAGAUGUUCCACUUGUCGAAUCGGGAUCUGAAGGGUACCUUGGGCAAGUGACCGUUAUUAAAAAAGGAAAAUCCGAAUGUUACGAAUGUCAACCAAAACCCACACAGAAAACAUAUCCAGUUUGUACGAUUCGCAGCACUCCAAGUAUCCCUAUUCACUGUAUUGUUUGGGCAAAGAAUUAUCUUUUCGGUCAAUUAUUUGGAAUACCCGAAGAUGACGAAGGACUGGGCCAGGAAGUUACAGAAGAAAAUGCCGAAGAAAUUGCGAAUCUCAAAAGGGAAACACUGGAGCUCAAAAACAUAAGAGAAGCAAUGGGCUCUCAAGACUAUACUAAAAUAGUUUUUCAGAAAGUAUUUAAAGAAGAUAUUGAUCGAUUGCUAAUGAUGGAAGACAUGUGGAAAACGCGGAAGCCACCGGUGCCUCUUAUCUAUGAUGAUAUAGAGAAACUCAGAGACGAGACGGAAUCUCAAUCGAGUACCGCCGAGGAUAAUCAUACAUUAAAGGAUCAAAGAUCAUGGAAUCUUGCCGAGAAUUUUACCGUCUUUUUGGAUAGUGUUCGAAGAUUGAGUACGCGAUUAUUAAACGAAAAGAAAACAAAUCCAAACGCUUCACUUAUAUUUGACAAAGAUGAUGCUGAUGCCUUAGACUUUGUGACUGCGACAUCGAACUUACGUGCGAGAGUUUUUGGAAUCGAGGAAAAAACAAAGUUCCAAGUAAAAGCAAUGGCCGGAAAUAUCAUCCCGGCAAUUGCGACAACCAAUGCUAUUGUUGCGGGAUUGAUUGUGAUGCAAGCCUUUAAAGUUUUAAAUGAAAAGAUAAACGAAUGCAAAACUGUAUAUUGUGCACCCGAAAGGCGACCGUCGCCCAUUCUAUCGGAAUCUCUGAUGAAACCUAAUCCUGAUUGUCCUAUAUGCCAAAAUACACAUGUUACUUUGAAGGUAAACACGAAAAAAGUCACUUUACGUGAAUUCAUCGAGAAAGUUGUGCAAAGUCAAGACGAAGGAGGAAUGGAUAUAUGUGAGGCAUCAGUGGAAGAAGGCGGAAGGAUCAUUUAUGACGUUGACUACGUCGAUAAUCUUGAUGCUACAUUUGAACAAUUGAAAAUUACGGAUGGAAAAAUGAUGAAAGUUACACCCGAUGAUGAUGGAAUGAAAUGCCCUGCGAUCUUUGCAAUUUCUCACAAAGAAACAUUUGAAAGACCAGGCACGUGGUUUUAUGUUGACGGUAAUCCGAGGAAGCUUAUCAAACACAAACAUGUUGAAGAAAACUUCACCUCUAAUUCAUCUCAGCCAUCCAAGAGAAAACGUGAUGAUUUAGAAAUCGACUCUCAGGAGACUUCACAACCACCCAAACGACUUGCUAUUAAUGAAAAGGUCGUUGUCAAGGAUGAUGAUAUCAUAAUGACAGAUGAAGGUGCACAGGAGCUGAUCGUUCUGGAUUAG
Molecule: messenger RNA, 1848 nt
Organism: Acaulospora morrowiae
Lineage: Eukaryota; Fungi; Glomeromycota; Glomeromycetes; Diversisporales; Acaulosporaceae
Source: the annotation of a GenBank genome assembly